This is a messenger RNA of Vidua macroura (Pin-tailed whydah), 2947 nucleotides long. RefSeq names its product somatostatin receptor 3 (gene SSTR3). The transcript has 2 exons. The coding region runs from base 1106 to 2311 and encodes 401 amino acids. Gene Ontology annotation, molecular function: neuropeptide binding; somatostatin receptor activity. NCBI's taxonomy places the organism in Eukaryota, Metazoa, Chordata, Aves, Passeriformes, Viduidae. Gene Ontology annotation, cellular component: neuron projection; membrane. Gene Ontology annotation, biological process: neuropeptide signaling pathway. The record is from RefSeq and is a predicted model, not a curated record.
UCCUUCAUGGGACAGCUGCUCUCACAAAGAUUAAUUUCUUUCUUAGAUCCAUUUCUUCUGGGUCUAUGCCUUCCAGCAGAGAUAAAAUUUGGUAGGAAAAUUUGGGGCUAUUAAACUGGAACAUUUUCCCAAAGAAGGUGCAAAAGACAAGAGAUCAUGUAUGGAGCCAGGAAAAGAGAAAGAGUUGAAAGAGACAGUUCCCUAUCUUCCCAUCUGCCCUCAUCUUCAUCCGUCUGGAGGUGCUCACAGGGCAGAACAGAAGAGAGAAGGGUUUGUGUGCUCAACAUCCGCCUCGAUUUCUGAGCACCCUGCCAGACAGAAGGUUUUGCUGUGUCUCUGCAGCUCCAAGCAGCACCAGUCCUGCCUGCAAGACCCUUGGAACAGGGGCCCUUCUCCUGGGUGCCUCUAGGAGAGCCGAGCCGAGUCGCCCCCUCCUGCAUGCCACUCUCCCACCACAUAGCUGCUCUCUGCAUCCCUCUUUUCUUCCUCUCCUUCUUCCCUCCACUGUCCUCAGCUUCUUUUACCACACUCCUCAUUCCUUCAUCCUCCCCUCUUCUGCGUUCCCCUCAUCCCUCUGCCCAUCUCCUUGCGCCUCCCUCUCCCGCUUUUAUUUUCCAUCCCGGUAUCUCCCCCCGCUCAUCUUUGUUCUCCUGCCCUGUCGUGCAUCCCCUCCUUCUCCUCCUUCUCCUGCCGGUGUUUCCGUGCGUGGCGCCCAUUGGCUACCGGCACCCGUCCCCCAGUACCGGCGCUCCGCUCCCUCUGCCCGAGCCCCGCGGAUGGUGGGGGCUGCGUGGGGGAGAGGCGCACGGGCGUGGGGCUGAGGGGCCGCGCAUCCCGCCGCCCGCCCCCGGGCCCCUUCCCACGCCAGGCACGGCGGGGGCGAUGGGCAAGUCCGGCAAGAAGGACUCGCGCCUCCGGUAGCGCCCGGCGGGGCUCGCUCCCUCCGGGAGCGCUUUGCUCUGUCGCGUUUAAGAAAGAGGAAGGGGAAAAGCAUGACACAGAUUCUCCCGGGGAACCGGAGGAAAAUGUACAUCCCGACGACAUCUCCAGAUUGCUAACUGAUCCUACAAGGACACUGCCCUCUGCCCUCUUCCCUGCCUCUGCUAUGGACACUUCUGCUUUUAGCCUCCCCACACCGGCUGUGUUGGAGGAGGGGAAUGCCUCCAGUAGCUGGGCAGGCUUCACUACCCCCAACAGCUCCUCCACUGUCAGCCCUGGUGUAAUUGUCAGCGGUGUCCUCAUCCCCGUGGUCUACCUCAUUGUCUGUGUGGUAGGGUUGGCUGGGAAUUCUCUGGUCAUUUACGUGGUCCUGCGGCACUCCGUGAGCGAGUCGGUGACCAACGUGUACAUCUUGAACCUGGCCCUGGCUGAUGAGCUCUUCAUGCUGGGCCUGCCCUUCCUGGCUGCACAAAAUGCCCUGUCCUACUGGCCCUUUGGCUCUUUCAUGUGCCGCCUGGUGAUGGCCGUGGAUGCCAUCAACCAGUUCACCAGCAUCUUCUGCCUGACAGUGAUGAGCGUUGACCGCUACCUGGCUGUGGUCCACCCAGGGAAGUCCUCCAAAUGGAGGACAGCACGGGUGGCCAAGGCCGUGAGUGUAACCGUGUGGGUGCUGUCUUCCAUAGUGGUGCUGCCCGUGGUUGUCUUCUCAGAUGUCCCUUUAGGGAUGAGUACUUGCCACAUCCAGUGGCCAGAGCCUGCCUCGGUGUGGAGAGCUGGCUUCAUCGUCUACACUGCUACCCUGGGCUUCUUUGGACCACUGCUGGUGAUUUGUCUCUGCUAUCUCCUGAUUGUUGUGAAGGUUCGCUCCUCUGGCAGGCGGGUAAGGGCUCUGUCCUCCAAGCACAAGCUUUCAGAGCGCAGAGUGACCCGCAUGGUGGUGACUGUGGUGGCUGUCUUUGUCCUCUGCUGGCUUCCCUUCUACGUCCUCAACAUAAUCAAUGUUGUCUGCCCACUGCCAGAGGAGCCAUCCCUCUUUGGAGUCUACUUCCUUGUGGUGGUGCUGCCGUAUGCCAACAGCUGCGCUAAUCCCAUCAUCUAUGGCUUCCUCUCCUACCGCUUCAAGCAGGGCUUCCGCAGGGCCAUCUUCAGGCCGUCCCGCCGAGUCCAGAGCCAGGAGGUGCCAGCAUGCUCCCCAGAGAAGAUUGAUGACGAAAGGGAAGAGGGUGAGAUCAGCAAGAUCACCAGGAAUGGAAAUGACAGGCAGGAGCGCCCUCUAAGCAGUGGAAAAGGAAAAAGCAAUGAGCAAAAACCACUCCCUGAGGAGCCUGCAGGAUGCGAAAAGAGCAGCAAGUUGCAUGUCAGUUAUUUAUGAUGAAAGGAGUGGUGCAGGGGAAAGAGACAUCGGGACAUGGGAUUCCCUUCACCUUCUCUGCUUUCAAAAGCAAUGGGAGACGAUACAAGGAAAUAAUAAAGUCCAAGAGUAGGCUUAAAGAUUAAUAGGGCUCCAUGAUCUUGUGGAAGAAGCAAGGCAUUGUUCUUGGCUUUGGAAUGGACACCUGAGGUUUGUGUGGUACCAGUGUUACCAGAAAUUGGUAAAAAAUAAAACCUCCUUAACAUUAAUGUAGCGUUAAGAAGCAGGCAUUCUUUAUUUGGCUGGAUGCACGAGGGGAUAUCUCCUUAAAAUAUCAUGCAUGCUGAGUACCAAAGAAGCUCCCAUUUAUGUACUAUAUUUUACAUACAUGCUCAUUUAUUUUCCCAGUAUAAACAUACAUAUGAUCUUAAUUUCCCCAAAACCAUUAAUGUAUUUUCUGUCUCCUUUACACAUGUGUUCUUCUGUCCUGGGAGUCUCUUAGUAGUCCCUUGUGGUUGGUGACCCCAAAGUUAUACCUGACUGCCUGGUGAACUGGUAAAAGUUGGCACAACUGGGCUGGUUGCUUUCGAGUUCUUCCUACAGAAUAAACAUUGUGCAGUUCCAUAGGCCAGUGGCUUUUGAAGAAUAAGCAUUGUA